AGCAGUUAGUCGUCUUCACCGCAUUACGCUCUCACCGCACUAACAGAUCUGACGUAUCAUGUGGAAAUAUAUAUUAUUAUUCUAUUUGAAUAGUGUUUACUGCGAUUACAAGUAUGAGACGAAACAUUUCAAAGUGCCCCUGGACCAUUUCGGCUUUCAAAGGAACGAAACCUUCAAUAUAAAGUAUUUGGUGAAUGACGAACAUUGGGACAGCGGGUCGGGACCUAUCUUCUUUUAUACUGGAAAUGAGGGACAAAUUGAAUUAUUUGCGAAGCACACCGGCUUCAUGUGGGAGAUCGCAGCUGACUAUCACGCCAAAAUUGUUUUUGCUGAACACAGAUACUAUGGAACAUCAAUGCCAUUCAACAAAUCACUUGAUAACGACCACAUUGGUUACCUGACCUCCGCCCAAGCACUUGCCGAUUAUGCUGAUUUGAUCAACUUCUUGCAGGGAGGUUCACUGCAUCCCAAAUCACCUGUUAUUGCCUUUGGAGGUUCCUACGGCGGCAUGCUAGCAGCGUACUUCAGGAUGAAGUACCCUCACAUAGUCGCGGGGGCAAUCGCAGCAUCAGCACCGAUUCACAUGUACCCCGGCAUGGUGCCUUGCGACGUGUUCCAUAGAAUCGUUACCUCCAGCUUCAAGAUUGCUAACGAGAAAUGCGUGGACAAUAUACGACAUUCCUGGGCUACUGUUAGAAAAUUUGCAGCAGCAACGAAUACAAGCGAAUGGUUACACAAGAAAUGGAACCUCUGUGACCCAAUCAAAGAUGGAAAAGACACUGAUAUGCUCGUCGAAUUCCUCCAGUCCAUGUACGAGACUCUAGCGAUGGUGAACUAUCCUUUCGCCUCGGAUUUCCUCGUGUCCUUACCAGCUCAGCCUGUGAGGACAGUCUGCCAGUAUUUGAGUGAAACGUUGACUGGAGAGAAGUUGUUGGAAGGAAUAGGCAAAGUUUUGGAAGUGUUCACAAAUUAUGACGGCAAGAGUUCUUGCGUUGAUUACAAG
Zerene cesonia (dogface butterfly) is the source of this 1003-nucleotide messenger RNA. RefSeq names its product lysosomal Pro-X carboxypeptidase. The record is from RefSeq and is a predicted model, not a curated record. Gene Ontology annotation, biological process: proteolysis. The annotation marks the transcript as partial. Gene Ontology annotation, molecular function: serine-type exopeptidase activity; dipeptidyl-peptidase activity. The transcript is spliced from 6 exons. Lineage: Eukaryota; Metazoa; Arthropoda; Insecta; Lepidoptera; Pieridae.